AUGAAAUAUUAAUCAUUGAGUAACGAUAUUAGGAGGGUAAAAAAAAUAGAAAAGAAUAAAGAAGAUUAAUUGAAUAAGUUAAUAAGCAAUAUUGGAUAAGAAAUUUAAUAAAAGUAACAAUAUUAAUUAUAUAAAUAGUAUAGAUGAUCCAUAUAAAUAUUUGAUUAAAAGAAAUUAUUCAAUAGAAGAUAGAACUGCAGUAAAAAGAGAUAAUGUUUAAUAACGUAGACCAUAAGGGAGUAUGUCUAUAGCUGAAAUAUGGACAAAGAAGAUGAAAAAACAAUGUGAUAAAAUAUUAUAGGAGAUGAAAAAGAAAUAAAAUAGAUAAAUGUAAAUUGAAUUUAUUUAAAUAGACUUGAUUUAUCAAAAUAAUAAUCUAUAGAUAAUAGAUAAAUUGAAGAAUCCAUUUAAUGUAUACAAUAAUUCCAUAUAUAAAGCUCCUUAGAAUGCUAGUGUAAUUAUAGAACAAUUAGGAUUAAAAGCUUUAAUGGGCAAAACUAAAUACAAAAAUAAAAAUAGAAAAGUAAUCUAGUCUCCAUAAGUAAAAUCAAUCUCAUAAUCAUAAAUUGUGACUUAAUCUCCUGAACCUAUUAGAAAUAGAUUUGCUUCCAAUUUUCAUUUUGAACCUAUCCAAUAUUCACCUAUUAAAUAAUAUCAUCAUAAUAGUCAAAGUACCAGCAGUAGUACUAAAAAUUUGUAUAACGUAAUAAUAUUAGUAAUAGAAUCAAUAGCAAUUUUAGAAAAUAUAGUAUCAAUAAUGAAAUUAGAAGAGAAGUCAAUAAAUGUAUUUAUGAAUGCGAUUCAUUAAUUCAAAACUAUAAAGAUGUUGAUAAGUAUUAAUUAUCAUUAUAUUUAUAGAAAGUUGAAUUAACCCUAAAAAAGUCGUUUAGAUAUUUUUGUUGAAAAAUAGAGAAAGGAAGCAUUAGAAGAACUAAUAUUUAUUGAAAGAAAUAAACCUAAAUAGAAAUAUUGA
Messenger RNA from Paramecium sonneborni, 973 nucleotides. Lineage: Eukaryota; Ciliophora; Oligohymenophorea; Peniculida; Parameciidae. The record is from the annotation of a GenBank genome assembly.